AUGUCUAGGGCUUCAAGGGAUGGUACCACUAAGUCUGAUGAAGCGCACGUCCAAAAAGGUGUAUCCAGGGCUCCCAGAGUGAGCAAUAUCGCGAGCGAAGCAUCUUCAGUGCUUCAGAGGAUCCAGACGAGCUCGAGCGAUUCUGGAUACAAGAAGACCCACAUGGGUUUCCCGAUGCCGGAAAGGGAGCCCAGAAUCAACACUAGCAUAAGCAGUAUUGGAAGUGCUGUGAUGAAAUCCAGGACGGCAGAUUUCGAGAAGAUCUCCAAGACGGAUCCUGGGAAACCGAAGGCUGCGCCUGCUGGUACCCUCGUCCACGAGUACUUCGAGUGA
Molecule: messenger RNA, 333 nt
Organism: Acanthoscelides obtectus
Lineage: Eukaryota; Metazoa; Arthropoda; Insecta; Coleoptera; Chrysomelidae
Source: the annotation of a GenBank genome assembly